Molecule: messenger RNA, 2200 nt
Organism: Drosophila willistoni
Lineage: Eukaryota; Metazoa; Arthropoda; Insecta; Diptera; Drosophilidae
Gene: Task7
Product: two pore potassium channel protein sup-9
Exons: 5
Coding region: 370-1443 (357 amino acids)
Biological process (GO): stabilization of membrane potential; potassium ion transmembrane transport
Cellular component (GO): membrane
Molecular function (GO): potassium ion leak channel activity
Source: RefSeq, a predicted model, not a curated record
UGGACAACGACGAACCGUUGGGUCUCAGAGGGUAGGGUAUUCGUGAGGAGUUUAGACUUUUUGAGGCUUUUUGCUCAAACCAAUGUAACGGCAAUUCAUUUGUUUAAAUAGAAAACCAAAGUGAUAAUAAAAAAAAAAUGAUUACAGAAUAUGAGAAGCCUUUAAGUUUCAAACCUGGACAUCAGUGCUUAUAAGCUACUUGGAUGCUGUAUACUUGUUUUUAUUAUUCCUUGUUCGCUAACUUUAUCGAUUUUACGCCAGCAGCUGAGUCCUUGAGAAGAGUGCGAAAAGCAUUGACCACCCACAAGCCCUUUUUGGACAAAUACACAGAUUAGAAGAGAAAAUUGAAAAAGUGCCACAUCGUAAUAGAUGCUAAUUGAAUCCUAUCGGGAUACAGUCUUUGAAUUUGUUGCUCAUUGUGCCAUGAAGCGCCAAAACGUUCGGACCCUGUCGCUAGUUGUUUGUACCUUCACUUAUCUUCUAAUCGGAGCAGCUGUCUUCGAUUCUUUGGAAUCCACGACAGAAGCCAAGCGAUGGGAUUUCUUACAAGCCGUGAAGAACAACUUCGUAAAGAAAUACAAUGUUACCGCUGAGGAUUUCCGUGUAAUGGAGAUUGUGAUUAUUGAAAAUAAGCCACAUAAAGCUGGACCACAAUGGAAAUUUGCAGGAGCCUUCUAUUUCAGUACAGUAGUGCUGGCUAUGAUAGGUUAUGGUCACUCCACUCCGGUUACGAUACCCGGCAAAGCGUUUUGCAUGGGUUAUGCCAUGGUGGGUAUACCUCUAGGCCUGGUCAUGUUCCAGUCGAUUGGUGAACGUUUAAAUAAAUUCGCCUCGGUUAUUAUACGGCGCGCCAAAAGAGCAAGUGGCGCCCGAUGCACUGAUGCCACGGAAAUGAAUCUCAUGUUGGCCACUGGAAUGUUAUCAUCGAUUAUAAUAACAACGGGAGCAGCUGUAUUCUCGCGCUAUGAGGGCUGGAGCUAUUUUGAUAGUUUCUAUUAUUGUUUUGUCACAUUGACCACCAUUGGCUUUGGUGAUUAUGUGGCCCUGCAAAACGACCAAGCCUUGACUAACAAACCAGGCUAUGUGGCGCUCAGUUUGGUCUUCAUUCUCUUUGGACUGGCUGUGGUGGCUGCCAGCAUUAAUUUGCUAGUGCUGCGUUUCAUGACCAUGCAAGCCGAGGAUGCCAAACGAGAUGAGCAGGAUGCCCAGAAUUUGGCAGGAAAUGUUCAACCGGUUACCUUUGAUGAUGAGUCCACAUAUAAUAUGCAUGGCAAGCUUCUCGAGAAUAACUAUACCAAUGAGAAUGAUGAGACGGCAUCGUUAUGCUCUUGCACCUGCAUGGGUGGCACCCGUUGCCUAAACCAUGAACAAUUUGUCGAUCCCGAUUUUCAACCCACAGACAUAAUUGAGAGCACACUUUGCCUAAAGCGUGCAUCUGUCUGAUAUAACGCCUUCUGGUAGUAAGGUGAAAUUUUGUAUGGACAGCUCAACAAACUAAAAACCAGUAAAUUAUAAAUAACAAUCUGUAAUCCUGUAGAGAAUCAACCACCAGAAGAACUACUCUUUGGUUGUUAGAACAAAUUCUUCUUCCCACACUUAUACACAUACGAUAUGUAGAUUACAUAUACAAUAUUUUUUUCUAACUAUUUAGAGUCUCCUACAAAAAAAAACCUCAUGGGUUCUAUAUUGAAAAUAUGUACUAAUAAUAGUAGAAUUGAAUAAAAGGACUUUGAUUCGCUUUUAUGAAUUCGGUUAAUAAUAUUUUCAAUAUUUCUUGAACCAAUAGUCGGGUUAAAAUCGCCAAAAACCUUUUAUGUUAAACAUGACUGUUUAUUAUACUUAUCUAAAUCAGAUAUUUACAAUUCAAUUGUGUAUGAAUGCUUUUUAACUUACUCUUAAAUGAUUUCCUUAAACCUAAGAAUUGUAUAAUUAACUGAUGUCUAUAGUUAUCGAAGAAUAUUAAAGAUUAUUUGAACAUUAAACAAUCGACAAUGUUAGCCCGCCCUAUCUGUCAUUUGUUUUUGACUUUAACGAAUUGUAAGUUUUUUUUUUCCAAAUAUUAUCAAAUCCUAGUAGCCUGGUUUGAAAACUUCCUGAGCUGCCGUUUUCAUAGUAGUCAGUCAAUCGUCCAUAUCCAGCUAGUCUACUCCCAUAUGUAUAUACGGCAGGUAACGAAAAACUAAAAUUAUUCGUACAAAAA